UCUGUUCUCUUUAAGUAGUGCCGCCCAUUCUCAAAAUUCAUCAUCAUAACCUCCACUUGCACCACCUAGCUAGUGCUUAUAAUUCAAAUAUCUUUCCUUUUCUUGUGCCUUUUUCACGGAAAAGAAUACUCAGAGGCUGAGGUCGAACACUUUCAUGGCUUCCAAGUUACUGGCGUUAGCUUGCAUUCGCAAAGAGAGCUAUGGCGAUUUGUUGCCCAGACCACACUACCCCUCCAUGCCAAAAUACCCCAAAGGCGUUUCCGGGCAAGAAACGAACGUGCAGGGGUCGGAGGCGAAGGCUAUGUUUUCUGUCAUCGGAAUGACGUGCGCUGCUUGUGCUGGAUCCGUCGAGAAAGCCGUCAAACGUCUUCCCGGUAUACGCGAGGCUGCCGUCGAUGUCUUGAAUAAUCGCGCUCAAGUUUUAUUCUAUCCGAGUUUCGUUAACGAAGAAACCAUUCGUGAGGCCAUUGAAGAUGCGGGAUUUGAGGCCACACUGAUUCAAGAUGAGACCAGUGAUAAAUCCACUCAGGUCUGCCGGAUACGCAUUAAUGGAAUGACUUGCACUUCUUGCUCCUCUACAGUUGAACGAGCUCUGCAAGCAAUUCAAGGUGUACAAAAAGCUCAAGUGGCAUUAGCAACUGAAGAAGCAGAAGUUCUCUAUGAUCCAAGGAUUCUGAGCGACAACCAGCUGUUACAGGCCAUAGAGGAUACGGGAUUUGAAGCUAUACUCAUCAGUACUGGUGAAGACAUGGACAAGAUACAGCUUAAAGUUGACGGUAUAAGGUCAAACAAUUCAAUGAGAAUGAUUGAAAAUUCUCUUCAAGCACUUCCUGGCGUUCAUAAUAUAGCCAUAGACCCUGAAGUCAACAAGUUUUCUCUUUCUUACAAACCAGAAAUGACUGGUCCUAGAAAUUUUAUCAGAGUGAUUGAAUCAACUGGAAGCGGACGAUUCAAGGCUAUGAUAUUUCCUGAAGGAUCAGGAGGAAGAGAAAGCCAUAGACGAGAGGAAAUUAAGCAAUACUACAGAUCCUUCCUAUGGAGUUUGGUUUUCACAGUUCCUGUAUUCUUAAUAUCCAUGGUUUUUAUGUACAUCCCCGGAAUUAAGGAUGCACUGCACACCAAAAUAGUCAAUAUGCUGACUAUAGGAGCAAUUUUGAUGUGGGUUCUAUCCACUCCAGUGCAGUUCAUCAUUGGCCGACGAUUCUAUACAGGGGCCUACAAAGCAUUAAGGCAUGGUUCUGCUAAUAUGGAUGUUCUGAUCGCCUUAGGAACAAAUGCAGCCUACUUCUAUUCUGUCUACUCUGUGUUGAGAGCGGCUACUUCUCCAGAUUUCAUGGGGACGGAUUUCUUUGAGACUAGCGCAACGCUUAUAUCAUUCAUUCUUCUUGGAAAGUAUCUAGAGGUUUUGGCUAAAGGAAAGACAUCUGAGGCUAUUGCUAAGCUUAUGGACUUAGCACCUGAUACAGCAAUAUUAUUAACUCUAGAUGAUGAAGGAAAUGUGAUUAAUGAAGAAGAGAUUGAUAGCCGGUUGAUACAGAAGAACGAUGUGAUUAAAAUCAUUCCUGGUGCAAAAGUAGCUUCAGACGGUUUUGUUUUAUGGGGUCAGAGCCAUGUCAAUGAAAGUAUGAUAACAGGAGAAGCACGACCAGUGGCAAAGACGAAAGGAGAUCCAGUGAUAGGAGGUACCGUGAAUGAGAAUGGAGUAUUGCAUAUCAAGGCAACAAAGGUUGGAUCAGAAAGUGCUCUUUCGCAGAUUGUUCGUCUUGUUGAGUCAGCGCAGAUGGCUAAAGCUCCUGUACAGAAAUUUGCUGAUCGUAUUUCCAGGUUCUUUGUGCCUCUGGUCAUCAUUCUUUCACUCACAACUUGGCUUGCGUGGUUUUUAGCUGGAAAGUUCCAUGGCUACCCAGAGUCUUGGAUACCAAAUUCCAUGGAUAGCUUUGAGCUAGCGCUUCAAUUUGGAAUCUCUGUUAUGGUCAUAGCCUGCCCAUGUGCUCUUGGAUUAGCAACUCCAACUGCUGUCAUGGUUGGUACAGGAGUUGGCGCAUCUCAGGGUGUUCUAAUCAAAGGUGGCCAAGCAUUAGAAAGUGCACACAAGGUGAAUUGUAUUGUGUUUGACAAGACAGGAACUCUUACAGUUGGAAAGCCAGUGGUUGUUAACACAAAACUCUUCAAAAAUAUGGUACUUAGAGAUUUUUACGAACUUGUUGCUGCAGCUGAGGUAAAUAGUGAGCACCCUUUAGCCAAAGCUAUUGUAGAGUAUGCCAAGAAAUUCAGAGAAGAUGAAGAGAACCCAAUUUGGCCAGAGGCACAAGAUUUUGUCUCCAUUACUGGCCAUGGAGUGAAAGCUAUAGUCUGCAACAGGGAAAUAAUAGUAGGAAACCGAAGCUUAAUGCUCGAUCACAACAUUGCCAUUCCAGUUGAUGCUGAAGAGAUGCUUGCAGAAACUGAAGAGAUGGCUCAAACUGGGAUUUUAAUAUCUGUAGAUGGAGAAAUCACUGGAGUACUAGCCAUAUCUGAUCCGCUGAAACCAGGAGCACAUGAAGUCAUUUCCAUUCUCAAGUCUAUGAAAGUUAGAAGCAUAAUGGUGACAGGUGACAACUGGGGAACUGCCAAUUCCAUUGCUAGGGAAGUUGGGAUUGAAACUGUCAUGGCAGAAACCAAACCCGAGCAGAAAGCGGAGAAAGUGAAAGAGUUACAGGCCUCAGGCUAUGUAGUGGCAAUGGUAGGCGAUGGAAUAAAUGAUUCUCCGGCACUUGUAGCAGCAGACGUUGGAAUGGCCAUUGGUGCAGGCACAGAUAUAGCUAUCGAGGCAGCUGACAUAGUUCUGAUGAAAAGCAACCUGGAGGAUGUGAUCACUGCUAUAGAUCUUUCCAGGAAGACUUUUUCCCGUAUUCGUCUAAACUACAUUUGGGCUCUGGGCUAUAAUCUACUAGGCAUUCCAAUAGCAGCUGGGGCACUUUUCCCAGGUGCUGGAUUCCGUUUACCGCCAUGGAUUGCUGGAGCUGCUAUGGCAGCUUCUUCAGUCAGUGUGGUUGUGUGUUCCCUCCUGUUAAAAUAUUACAAGAGACCCAAGAUUCUGGAAAACCUUGAGAUUCGCGGAAUAAGGAUCGAGUGAUCUACUACUGCGGUUGUCAAACAAGUUGUGUUUAUAUACGAAUAAAAAGCUAUGCUUGUAUGUACGAAUAAUAGGCAACUUCUCUUAGCAAAGUUUCCUAAAAUCUACAAAUGUAAAUGACAGGAAAGAAAACGAUCUUUCUAGCUAGGAAGCAAUAAAAAAGUACAGGAUUUUUG
Molecule: messenger RNA, 3291 nt
Organism: Hevea brasiliensis (rubber tree)
Lineage: Eukaryota; Viridiplantae; Streptophyta; Magnoliopsida; Malpighiales; Euphorbiaceae
Product: probable copper-transporting ATPase HMA5
Exons: 6
Coding region: 155-3115 (986 amino acids)
Biological process (GO): monoatomic cation transport
Cellular component (GO): membrane
Molecular function (GO): copper ion binding; ATP hydrolysis activity; ATP binding
Source: RefSeq, a predicted model, not a curated record